Messenger RNA from Rhopilema esculentum, 3300 nucleotides. RefSeq lists its product as uncharacterized. Gene Ontology annotation, biological process: regulation of mitotic cell cycle spindle assembly checkpoint. The record is from RefSeq and is a predicted model, not a curated record. Gene Ontology annotation, cellular component: anaphase-promoting complex. Lineage: Eukaryota; Metazoa; Cnidaria; Scyphozoa; Rhizostomeae; Rhizostomatidae.
UUUCACUCCGUCGUAGCUUGGUUGUUGCUGUUGUUCCCCAAUGGCGGCGAUGUCCUAGCUGCAAUCGUACGAAUUCUUCAUAACAUUACGCAGGAAUGGCUUACGUUUUCUUUCCCAAUUCCAAACCUAGCUUAGUAGAUGAUAUUUGGUUUCAAGUUGACAAGAAGGUAGAUGAAGAUGCGCAACUGAGCAAGGACGAGGAUGAAUACUACAAAAAGCUACAAAAAGAAAUAAACAGAGGGAAGGAUAUAAUUCCCAUUGGAAAAACGAAAGAACAACAUACAGUAACAGAAGUAGAUGAAGAAGAUGUAGAUGAGGAAGAAAGUGUUGAAGAGCUUGAAGAUGACACUGAUGAGUUUGACACUGCAAGUCCUGAGGUUGGGUCUGUAGAUGAAGAGGUAGAAAUGGCUGAUGCAUCUGGACAAAAUAAUGAAGGACCAGAGUGGUGAGACAGGUACAGUCUUUUUCCAGGCUGGCAAUGAAAGAAAUUUAUCAGAAAACUUACUUAAUCAAUGCAUGUCAUUUUGUGCUCUUUCAAGGAGACAGGUUUCUGUGGAAUUUGUGUACAAAGACUUUCAAGUUACAUUCUUCAUGAAUGCAACAGCUAUUAGAACACUUGCAAGCUAUUCAUUGCACUGCGACAGUAUAACAUUUUAUUCAUUAAAUCAAGCAUCAGAUUUUUUGUUCUGUAUUCAUAUUGAGAUACUAGGCAUGACUGACUAUACACUAGUUGAGAUGUUUCUCUCGAAGCGUCACGGUGAAAUUAAACUUUUUUUUGUCCUAUGCAAGAAAACAUUGCACUAAGAGGUCAAGUUCUGGGUGAACAAAGUUGAAAAUAUUUCGAAUGCUGUUCGAACAGUGCAUGAAAAGGUGUGACCUUCGUAUUUUUGGCGUUUCAGUCGCAGCAAUCGCAAAAACAUAUUUAUUUGAUUUACUUUACAAAAUUCUAUCAAAAAAUUAGGCGUUCGCAUUUCCGAAGAAGAUAUAGACCCGGCCCUUGCUUGGGAAAGUGCGAUAUGGUAGGAUGCAUAUCGGAAUCCAUUUUUGUUCUUGUCAACUAUUGCCGCUUAAUCGGACCAAGAGAAGAGAACGGCAGAACUAAUCAGAAGAAAAGAAAAGGUAAAAUAGACCAAGUAUGAGAAUUGGCAAGAAAUGUCGGCUGGACAGGUUUGCGAAAAAGUGUGCUGUAAUUACUAAGUUGAUGGCCUAAAUAAAAGACAAAAUGAUCGAUAGCAGUUUAUUCAGCAAGAUUAUAGUAGCCUGCUUCUCCACCUUUCAAUAUAUUUUGACUUUGGUCUUUUCGUAUUUGUAUACAUCUAGUUGCCGUCUGUCUAUAAAAGAUUAAAUAGAUCAAAGAGUGCUCGAUGCUAUUAUCUCACUUUUUAUUUUCCUUUUAUCUUUAAUUGGCCAAAUAUGUCUCAGGGCCCCCAACAAAGGGGGCGAUGCAUGGCCCCCUCACUUUUUUGCAAAACAAUAAAGCUUUUUUACAACCUUUUGUUAUGAUUGUUAUGCUUUCUCUUGGCCCCUCCGCUCUCCAGCCUGGGUCGGAGCCCAUGUAUGUGCCAGUAUGAUUUGAGACAUAUUGCAAUGCAUGAUGAUCACACUAAGCUUGUAACUUGGAGGUGUAUCUCACAACCGUCCUGUUCUAUACACUAAUGCGUCUACACCCCUGUCUAUUCCGCAUCUAGCACUUUAUGACAAACCAGUAAUCAGUAAUCUCCAUGCUGCACACAAACAAAACCCAACAUUUGAAGACAACUCCAAUCGGUAACUGAAUUUUGUGCCUUACUUUUUUAAUCUUAAUACACAGCCUUAGGUGCUCAAUUUAGCCUUUAAAUUUCUUUAUCCGAAUAACAAGUUGAUACUUGCAUUAAAUAGUCAUUUCGUUACACCUUAAGAAGCAAGGAAAAUCAUUUUGAGUAACUUACAAAGAAUUUUAUUGUAGUAAAAUAUAAGGACUCAAAGUUCUGUUCUGUAACAUAAUUAUGAAAAAUCAAUACAUCUACGGCAGUAUUUGCAGAUUGAAUAAUUAAAUACAAUUUUCACUUUAACACCAUUUAUUUAUAAUUGCAGAUAUAUUUUCCAGUUUAUAUUUGACUUGUGGUUUGUAAGCUUCAUUUUCCUAUCGCUGACGAAGAUCUUUUUAUAGUUGCUUGGAAGCCAGAACUUGGAUAGUAAGAUCCUGACGUAAACUUGAUGUACAUGGCUCCGGUGUCAGAUGGUACUUUGAGCAAAGAUCCUUUGCUUCCGUAGAAUUCUCCAAUAAAGGUAGAAGCUGAAAGAAAAUUAAUCGAUUUACCACAUUACUACACGUGCUGGUAAACUCAAUUUUCUAUUUCUGAAAAAAUUGCAUUUAUUCUUCAAGAUUGCAUGAAAAAGCGAAAAAAACGUUCCAUACUGCAUUUAUGUACUGUCUUGAAAACCUGUCAUGAAAUUUGAAUAUACUGCGUGAAAAACAUUACCAAAAUAUUGAGAUGGACUGUGAUCUUAAGACUGUAUUUGGAUUUAUUUCGGAUCGAGAAACUAGAACAUGUUUCGAUUUCCCUUAAUAGAUAUAUAUUAUCCUGUUUGAAAAGAGGAAAUUAUGUCGAAUUUCCUACGCUUUGUAUCUAUGUAUUUCUUUUCUGAUUCGUCCCGUGUUAAUACAAAGAAAGCUUCUAAACUAGGAAUUCGAAAAGUUCAUUAUUCUAAACUUAUCCUUAACUAUACUUUUAAGAUUACAUACUAGCAAGAGACAUGAAAAACAAGGACACUUUUGGCAUAAAACCUGUCUCCAAUCAAUUCCGACUCAGGUACUUUAAAAAUAAACAUUAAAUAAAAAUAUACACUCGAAAGCAAAAGGAAAAUUCGUUGACAAAGUCAAUAGUUGAGAAAAAAGUCUUGCGACAAUAGUAGUAAUAUUUGAAAACCUUUCAUUUCACUUAUUUGCAAAUAAUUGUUGUAAAUUGUCGUGCCUGCGAGAGUUAAUUUCUUGUUUGUUUCUGACUAUCCAUCUUUUUCUAACUUUCGAAGAACAAACUUCUCAAGGACUUGUAUAAAAGAGCAAAAAUCUCAGAGUGAUUAAGGGUAUUAAAGAGGACAAUUCUUGAGGGUUUGUAUACUUACAAGUGAGGGUGGUGAGCGAACUCCAAAUUUGCACCUUGUCCUCGCUGUUGGUUGUCUUGAAUGCCGAGAAGUCAAGUUCUAUUCGUUCAUUGAAUGAAAACUGCCAUACGCAGCUUACUCCUCUUGGGUAAUUAGAAGGAUAGCUGGGAGAUGUAAAAGUAUCUCCUAUAUUCUGCAAAUGACCACCGCAUGCUG